Lucilia cuprina (Australian sheep blowfly) is the source of this 2120-nucleotide messenger RNA. Its product is annotated as ubiquitin carboxyl-terminal hydrolase MINDY-3 homolog. Lineage: Eukaryota; Metazoa; Arthropoda; Insecta; Diptera; Calliphoridae. Gene Ontology annotation, molecular function: cysteine-type deubiquitinase activity; K48-linked deubiquitinase activity; calcium ion binding. Gene Ontology annotation, biological process: protein K48-linked deubiquitination. Bases 432 to 2069 code for a protein of 545 amino acids. The transcript is spliced from 6 exons. The record is from RefSeq and is a predicted model, not a curated record.
UUUUCAUCUCAUCACCAAUUUUUUUGUGUGUGCAUUUUCUUAUACGGGUGUUGGAAAUAUACGAAAAAAAAAAUUACAAAAAUCUUUACAAAUACUUUUAACUAAUAAACUGCCAAUAUUAUUGGCAAGUAAUUUAACAAUUUUAUGAAAUUGUUAAUAAAUUGCUAAAAAAAACAAACACAUAAAACAAAUUGUGAAAAAUUCAAUUAGAACAUUUUGUGUAUGGAAGAAUAAAGUGGAAAAAGUGAAUUGAGAAAAACGAAUUUUUUUGCGAAUGGCAUAAAUGAAAAACUAUAGAAAAGAGUGGACAACAAAUAAGCAAAAACGAAAAAGUUAAUAUAAACAUAAUAAUAUAAUUUAAAUUUGUUAAAUUAUAAAAAAAAGAAUUACUAAUUGAAAAAGAAAAACAAAAUUGUAAAAAGGGAAAUAACAUGGGCGAACAUACAAAUAGUGCCUCAACCAAAGCAAAAAAUGCAGCAGCCUCAUCAAUGGCAGCUGCUGCCGGAUCAACAGUAGCAGCAGCCGUAGCCGCUUCAGGCCAACAACAAAUGCAGCAUCUACAACAGCAGCAACAACAACAACAACAGGCUAGUACAAGUGGGAGUGCUGGUUUAACUCCCUCAACAAUAGCAACGGCCAAGGAUGCGCGCGAAUUACAAGAAAUACGCAAUUUAUUAUGGGGACCAGCAAUACGUUUGGAUGUUUUUCGUCGUUGGUCUCAAGGUUUUGAAUUUAGUGCUGAAGAACCUUCCGCUUUGGUACAAAAACAAGGUGGACCCUGUGCUGUGAUUGCGCCUGUUCAGGCGUACAUUUUAAAGAUUUUAAUUAUGGAUACACCUGGUCAUUGUUUCAAAGAUUUAACACCCGACAAGUGUAAAAGUUUACUUAUACAAGCCCUCUGCACCAUAUUGAGUAAAUGUAAAGCGUCACGUCUACGCAUAGUCACACUACCUGUCGAACAAUGUUCAGAAGCCAAAGAAACAUCAACAGCAGCAGCAGUAGCAGCAGCGGCAGUAGCUGCUAAUAAUGCUGCCAAUGAUGAGGCAAAUUUGAAUACUGAUGCUGGCUUCAUGGAUGAUGAAACAACAGCAGACGAGGCUGCUACAGGAGCUGCUGCGGCUGCUCUUACUGCUGGUACAGUACCUUGUAAUGCAGCCGAAGAGGUAUCGCCUGAAGAAUAUCAUAAACGUUUACAUGUUGUACAUUUCAAUACAAUAGAAGAGGUGGAAAAAUAUUAUACGCUUAACUUUGAAGUGUUAUCGGCCAAAUACGGUGUACUAUUAUUCAUGUAUACGGUGUUGCUGACCAAGGGUAUUGAAAAUGUCAAUUCGGAACUGUUGGAUACCUCAGAACCGCUAAUACAUAAUACCUAUGGUUAUGGUUCGCAGGCUUUAAUUAAUCUAAUGUUAACCGGACGUGCUGUAGCUCAUGUCUGGGAUAAUGAUCAGGAUGUGGGUGGUCUAAAGUUGAGGGGUAUUAAUGAACAAAGUGAUAUUGGUUUCAUAACACUGAUGGAACAAAUGCGUUAUUGUACGGUGGGUUCGUUUUUUAAGAAUCCCAGAAAUCCGGUUUGGGUUAUGGGUUCAGAGACUCAUUUAACUGUGUUAUUUAGCAAUGAAAAGCGACUUGUAUCACCCGAAACACCUUCGGAAAUAGCCCGCCGAGUUUUUAAAUCUUAUGAUCCGGAUGGUAAUAAUUUUAUACCUACUCCAGUGCUACAGGAUGUUUUGGCUGCUUUGGAUUUAGUUAGUGAAGCGGAAUAUGUCAAUAUUAUGCAAAGACGUUUAGAUCCCGAGGGUUUAGGCAUAAUAUUAUUAAACGCAUUUAUGGAUGAAUUUUUUCCACUGGAAAAACGUUCAACACCCGACACCUUCGAUUUAAUGCAUUAUAAUGGUAUACCUGGAUCUAAUGAGGGCAAUAAGGUUCACUAUUGCAAAGGUUCUGCCAUAUUAUUAGAAAGUGAUUUAAAAUCGAUUUGUGCUUCAAAUCCCAUGAUGACAUGUUUACAAACAAAAUGGCCAAAUAUUGAAAUAAAUUGGCAUGAUAUGCGAAUACCUUCAUUGAAUUGACCACAUUUACAGUAUACUUUAAUUUAAAUAAAAAAACAAAGAAAAUAUUAA